This is a messenger RNA of Corvus hawaiiensis (hawaiian crow), 7339 nucleotides long. RefSeq names its product translocated promoter region, nuclear basket protein (gene TPR). Gene Ontology annotation, cellular component: nuclear pore. Gene Ontology annotation, biological process: mRNA export from nucleus; protein import into nucleus. Gene Ontology annotation, molecular function: structural constituent of nuclear pore. The transcript is spliced from 51 exons. The coding region runs from base 57 to 7175 and encodes 2372 amino acids. Lineage: Eukaryota; Metazoa; Chordata; Aves; Passeriformes; Corvidae. The record is from RefSeq and is a predicted model, not a curated record.
GUUUCGGGCCUUGCUGUGGCUGGCGUUGCGGUGGCUGGCGUUGCGGUGGCGGAGCGAUGGCGGCCGUGCUGCAGCAGCUCCUGGAGCGGGCCGAGCUCGCCAAGCUGCCCCGCGCCGUGCAGGGCAAGCUGGAGCGCUUCCUGGGCGACCAGCAGGGCGAGAUCGACGGGCUGCGGGCUCGCCAUGAGCGCUUCAAGGUGGAUAGCGAGCAACAGUACUUUGAAGUGGAAAAGCGACUGGCUCAGAGUCAGGAAACACUUGUAAACAAGACCCAGGAAUGUCAAACUCUGCGGGAGGAGCUUGAAAAGCUUCAUGAGCAGCUGAAGGUGCUCAACGAGAAGAACAAGGAGCUCGAGGCUGCCCAGGACCGGAACGCAGCCGUUCAGAGCCAGUUAAGUCGAGAGAAGGAAGAACUGGAAGCUGAGAAGAGAGACUUGUUCCGAACAACUGAAAGGCGAUCUCAGGAAGUUGAACAUUUAAAUGAGGACGUUAAACGCUUAAAUGAAAAGCUCACAGCGGCAAACACAGAAAAGGCAAAACUUCAGCUGAAGUUGGAUGAGCUUCAAACAUCAGACGUUUCCAUGAAGUACCGGGAGAAAAGGCUGGAGCAAGAAAAAGAGCUGCUGCAGAGCCAGAACACGUGGCUGAAUGCUGAGCUGAAAGCCAAAACAGAUGAACUGCUCCAUACUGCCAGGGAGAGAGGCAAUGAAAUCCUGGAGCUCAAAUGUAAUCUGGAGAACAAAAAGGAGGAGGUUUCCAGAAUGGAGGAACAGGUGAACAGCUUGAAACAGUCAAAUGAAAACCUCCAGAAGCAUGUGGAAGAACUCUUGAAUAAACUGAAGGAGGCAAAAGAGCAGCAGGCAAGCAUGGAGGAGAGAUUCCACAAUGAACUGAAUGCCCACAUGAAAUUAUCCAACUUGUAUAAGAGUGCUGCUGAUGACUCAGAGGCAAAGAGCAAGGAGCUGACAGGAGCAGUGGAAGAGCUGCACAAGCUCCUGAAGGAAGCAGGUGAAGCUAAUAAAGCAGCCCAGGAGCAUUUGGCUGAGGUGGAGGAGUCAAAAGCUGUCAUGGAGAAGGAGCUGAGAGAGAAGAUCAGUAAGCUGGAGAAGGAGCUGGAGAAUGCCAAUGAUUUACUGUCGGCUACAAAGCGCAAAGGAGCCAUCCUGUCCGAGGAGGAGCUGGCAGCCAUGUCUCCCACUGCUGCAGCAGUGGCCAAAGUGGUCAAGCCUGGCAUGAAGUUAACUGAGCUGUACAAUGCCUAUGUAGAAACUCAGGAUCAGUUGCAUAUGGAAAAGCUGGAGAAUAAGAGACUCAAUAAAUAUUUGGAUGAAAUAGUGCAGGAAGUAGAAGCCAAAGCCCCAAUCUUAAAACGUCAGCGUGAAGAAUUUGAGCAUUCCCAAAAAGCUGUUGCAAGUUUGUCUGCAAAGCUUGAACAAGCUAUGAAGGAGAUCCGUCGCCUGCAGGACAGCGCGGACCAAGCCAACAAAUACGCCUCCUUCUUUGAGAGGGAGAGCCAGAGACUGGAAGCGCAAGUGAAGGAUCUCUCCCAGCAGAUCUGUGUGCUGUUAAUGGAACUGGAAGAAGCCAGAGGCAACCACGUGAUCCGUGAUGAAGCAGUGAGCUCUGCUGACAUCAGCAGCUCUUCUGAAGUGAUCACUCAACACCUGGUCUCCUACAGAAAUAUCCAAGAGCUUCAGCAGCAGAAUCAGCGUCUCCUGGUGGCUCUUCGGGAGCUGGGGGAGGCAAGAGAAAAAGAGGAGCAAGAAACGACAUCAUCUAAGAUCUCAGAGCUCCAGAGCCAGCUGGAUGAGGCUCUCAGUGAGCUGCAGCAGCUGCGGGAGUCGCGGCAGCGCCAGCUGCAGCUCGUGGAGUCCAUCGUCCGCCAGCGGGACAUGUACCGCAUCCUGCUCACCCAGACCACGGGGGCCAUCAUUCCUCUGCAAGCUUCAGGUACGUUACCAGAGGAGAUCUGUCUUACAUCUACUCCAAAGCGCCCGAAUUUACCUCAGUCCAUGGCGACUCCUGCUCCAGUGUCCAUGAGUGAGUCCGUGGAGACUGUGGAGGCCAAGGCUGCUCUUAAGCAGUUGCAGGAAGUUUUUGAGAACUAUAAAAAAGAAAAGGCAGAGAACGACAAGCUGCUGAAUGAACAGAAUGAAAAGCUUCAGCAGCAGGUCACAGACUUGAGGUCACAAAAUGCCAAGAUAUCCACACAGCUGGAAUUUGCCUCCAAACGGUACGAGAUGCUGCAGGACAAUGUGGAAGCCUAUCGCCGGGAAAUCACCUCCCUGCACGAGAGAACCCAGAAGCUCACAGCAACCACUCAGAAGCAGGAGCAGAUCAUUAACACCAUGACUCAGGACCUGAGGGGAGCAAACGAAAAACUGGCAGUGGCUGAGGUGAGAGUAGAAAACUUGAAAAAAGAGAAGGAUAUCCUGAAGAUGUCAGACAUGCGUCUGACACAGCAACGUGACUCUCUGCUGGUUGAACAAAGAGGACAGAACUUGCUGCUCACAAAUUUGAGAACAAUUCAGGGAAUACUGGAGCGAUCUGAGACAGAAACAAAGCAGAGACUCAAUAAUCAGAUAGAAAAGCUGGAGCGUGAGAUAUCUCAGCUGGAGAAGAAACUGGAAAGUGAGGUGGAACAAAGGCAUUCCCUUACCAAGAAUCAAGAGGUUCAUAUCCUGGACCUGAAGAGGCAGCUGGAGACGGAGACCAACCGUCACAUCAACACAAAGGAGCUCCUGAAGAACACCCAGAAGGAAAACGCCAUGCUGAAACAGCAGCUGAACAACACUGAGGCCCAGCUCACAUCCCAGUCCUCACAGAGGCCUCCAGGGAAGGGUCAGCCUGGUACAAAUGAAGAUGUGGAUGACCUUGUAAGUCGGCUGAGACAAGCUGAGGAACAAGUCAAUGACCUGAGAGAGAGGCUCAAGACUAGUUCCAGUAAUGUGGAGCAGUACAGGGCCAUGGUUCUUAGCCUGGAAGAAUCCCUCAAUAAGGAAAAAGAAGUGACAGAGGAAGUUCGUACAACAGUUGAAGCUCGUCUGAAGGAGUCUUCGGAAUAUCAGGCACAGCUGGAAAAGAAGCUGAUGGAGUCAGAAAAAGAGAAACAAGAACUGCAGGAGGAGAAGCGUAAAGCUGUGGAGAACAUGGAACAACAGCUUUCAGAACUGAAGAAGAGUCUGUCAGCUGUGCAGUCAGAAGUUCAGGAAGCUCUUCAGAGAGCCAGCACAGCUCUGAAUAAUGAACAACAGGCCAGGAGGGACUGCCAGGAACAGGCAAUGAUGGCUUCUGAAGCUCAGAACAAAUAUGAGCGGGAAUUGAUGCUUCAUGCUGCUGAUGUGGAGGCACUACAGGCCAUCAAAGAACAAGUCGCCAAGAACGCAGCGGUGAGGCAGCAGCUGGAGGAGGCUGCUCGGAAAGUGGAGUCUGAGCUCUUGGAAUCCAAAGCCUCCUGGGAAGAGAGAGAGAGAAUGAUCAAGGAUGAGGCUUCAAAACUUGCAUCCCGCUGUGAGGAUCUGGAAAAACAAAAUCGAUUAUUACAUGAGCAGCUGGAGAGCAUGAGCAAUAAGAUGGUGACUUCCAUGAAAGAAGCCAUCCCAACUGCAGCAAAUGUUUCUCUUAGUGAGGAAGGCAAAUCCCAGGAACAAAUCUUGGAGAUUCUUAGGUUUAUCCGUCGGGAGAAGGAGAUUGCUGAGACGAGGUUCGAGGUGGCGCAGGUGGAGAGCCUGCGGUACCGCCAGAGAGUGGAGCACCUGGAGAGGGAGCUCCAGGAGCUGCAGGACAGCCUCAAUGCUGAGAGGGAGAAGGUGCAGGUAACAGCAAAAACUAUUGCACAGCAUGAAGAAUUGAUGAAGAAAACUGAGACCAUGAACAUACUCAUAGAAACCAACAAGAUGUUAAGGGAGGAGAAGGAGAGGCUGGAGCAAGAGCUACAGCAGAUACAAGCAAAGGUACGCAAGCUCGAGGCAGACAUCCUGCCCCUGCAAGAGUCGAAUGCUGAGCUCAGUGAGAAGAGUGGGAUGCUGCAGGCAGAGAAAAAGCUCUUGGAAGAGGAUGUUAAACGCUGGAAAGCCCGGACUCAGCACUUACUGAGCCAGCAGAAGGACACCGAUCUCGAAGAGUAUCGAAAGCUGCUCUCCGAGAAGGAGGCAAAUGCCAAGCGUGUCCAACAGAUGAGUGAAGAAACAGGCAGGCUUAAAGCAGAAGUUGCCAGAACUAAUGCAUCUUUGACUACAAGCCAGAAUCUUGUCCAGAGCCUGAAGGAUGAAGUAACUAAAAUAAGAACAGAAAAGGACACUUUGCAGAAAGAACUGGAUGCUAAAGUGGCCGACAUACAGGAGAAAGUGAAAACUAUAACACAGGUCAAGAAAAUCGGUCGCAGGUACAAGACUCAGUAUGAGGAGCUGAAAGCACAGCAUGAUAAGAUGGUUGCUGAAGCAUCAACUCAGCCUUUGGCAGAACAACAAGAAGACCAAGUUUCUGCCCAGGAAGUACAAGAGCUAAAAGACACUCUCGGUCAAGCUGAAGUGAAGACAAAGAAUUUGGAGACUCAGGUUGAAAGCUUACAAAAGACAGUAACAGAAAAGGAAACUGAAGUUAGAAAUCUCCAGGAGCAGAUAAUGCAGCUACAGGCAGAACUGGCCCGUUUCCAUCAAGAUCUACAAGAGAAGACUACUCAAGAAGAGCAGCUCAGGCAACAGAUCACCGAGAAGGAAGAGAAAACUAGGAAGACCUUGCUUGCAGCCAAGCAGAAAAUUGCACAGUUAGCUGGUACUAAGGAACAGCUCACAAAGGAAAAUGAGGAGUGGAAGCAGAAGAGCAGCUCCUUGGAGGAGCAGAAGACGGAGCUGGAGGUGCGGAUGAGCGCCCUGAAGUCCCAGUACGAGGGGCGGAUCUGCCGCCUGGAGAGGGAGCUCCGGGAGCAGCAGGAGCGGCACCACGAGCAGCGGGACGAGCCCCCGGAGUCCACAAACAAGGUCCCGGAACAGCAGAGGCAAAUCUCACUCAAGUCUACUCCAGCUUCAGGUGAAAGAGGAAUUGCCAGCACUUCAGAUCCCCCAACAGCAAACAUUAAACCAACUCCUGUUGUGUCAACUCCCAGUAAAGUGACUGCUGCUGCCAUAGCUGGGAAUAAGUCUACUCCAAGGGCCAGCAUCCGUCCAAUGGUGACUCCUGCCACAGUCACCAAUCCCACCACUACCCCCACAGCCACAGUUAUGCCAACAACACAGGUGGAGACUCAGGAAGCCAUGCAGUCGGAGGGACCCGUGGAGCACGUCCCAGUGUUCGGGAGCGCCAGCGGCUCCGUGCGCUCCACCAGCCCCAACGUGCAGACUUCCCUGGCCCAGCCCAUCCUGACUGUGCAGCAGCAGACACAGGCCACUGCAUUUGUGCAGCCCACCCAGCAAAGCCACGCUCAGAUGGAGCCUGCAGCUCAGGAGCCAGCCGCUGCCAUCCUGGAGGUGGUGCAGAGCUCCCAGAUAGAGAGGCCCUCCACCUCCACAGCCGUGUUUGGCACAGUUUCAGCUACCCCCAGUUCCUCGCUGUCUAAACGCUCCCGAGAGGAAGAGGAGGACAACACCGUGGAGAACUCGGACCAGAUCUCUGAGGAAACAGUGGAUGCACCUCCUUCAAAGAAACUGAGAAUCAUGCAGAGAGUUGGACCUGAGGAGGAAGUGACAGCAGAAGAGAGCACUGAUGGAGAGGUGGAGGCACAAACAUACAAUCAAGACUCACAAGACUCCAUUGGAGAAGGUGUGACCCAGGGGGAGUACGCUGCCAUGGAGGACAGCGAGGAGACUUCCCAGUCUAUCCCAAUAGAUCUUGGAUCCCUUCAGUCAGACCAACAAAACACCACUUCAUCUCAGGAUGGCCAGUCCAAGAGAGAUGAUGUCAUUGUAAUUGACAGUGACGAUGAAGAUGAUGAUGAAGAAAACGAAGGGGAGCAGGAAGAUUAUGACGAUGAGGAAGAGGAGGAUGAGGAUGAUGAUGAAGACACGGGGAUGGGAGAUGAAGGUGACGACAGCAAUGAAGGAACUGGUAGUGCUGAUGGCAAUGAUGGAUAUGAAGCAGACGAUGCUGAGGGUGCUGAUGGUACAGAUCCUGGAACAGAGACUGAGGAGAGCAUGGGAGGAGCUGAAAGCAACCAAAGGGCAGCAGAUUCCCAAAACAGUGGAGAAGGUAGCACAAGUGCUGCAGAGUCCACGUUUCCCCACGAGAGCCCGAGGGAGCAGCAGCCGUCAUCGGCAUCCGAGCGCCAGGGCCCGCGGCCCCCGCAGUCCCCAAGGAGGCCACCGCACCCUCUGCCCCCACGGCUCACCAUCCACGCCCCUCCCCAGGAGCUGGGGCCCCCAGUGCAGAGAAUCCAGAUGACUCGAAGACAGUCGGUGGGGCGAGGACUUCAGCUGACCCCUGGGAUAGGUGGAAUGUCUCUUUUUUUCCAGCAGCAGCACUUCUUUGAUGAUGAGGACAGAACAGUUCCAAGCACACCAACUCUUGUAGUUCCACAUCGUACAGAUGGAUUUGCAGAAGCCAUUCAUUCCCCCCAGGUAGCUGGAGUUCCUCGGUUCAGAUUUGGGCCCCCUGAAGAUAUGCCACAAACCAGCUCCAGUCACUCUGAUCUUGGGCAGCUGGCAUCACAAGGAGGUUUAGGGAUGUAUGAAACCCCACUGUUCCUUGCCCACGAGGAGGAAUCGGGGGGUCGUAGUGUCCCCACAACACCAUUACAAGUAGCAGCACCAGUGACGGUGUUCACAGAGAGCGCCUCGGCCGACGCCUCGGAGCACGCGUCCCAGUCCGUGCCCAUGGUCACCACCUCCACUGGCAGCCUGUCCACCACCACCGAGCCCGGCGCCGGCGACGAUGCCGAUGAGGUCUUCGCAGAGGCGGAGUCUGAAGGCAUUACUUCAGAAGCAGGUCUAGAAAUCGAUAGCCAGCAAGAAGAAGAAUCUGUUCAAGCAUCUGAUGAGUCAGAUCUUCCUUCAACUAGUCAGGAUCCUCCUUCAAGUUCAUCUGCAGACACGAGCAGCACUCAGCCCAAGUCCCUUCGCCGUGUCCGGCUGCAGCCCCCGACGCUGAGGACAGGCGUGCGUGGCCGCCAGUUCAACAGGCAGAGGGGUGUAACUCAUGCCAUGGGAGGCAGAGGAGGCCUGAACAGAGGAAACAUUAGUUAAAUUAAUUGUAAAGUACUUCCAGCUGUGUAUACAAAGUGCCAGUUUGCCUGUGGUUGCUUAGUGUAAUGAAGUCAGAGCUUGAAGCAGCAUUUCAUACUUAGAGCUGUGUGCACACAUUUCAAUGUCUUUUAUUAAUAAAAUUAGAAAAAAUGUUGACAUUCAAA